UCUCGGUGAUUAUAGGGUUCAUGGAGGCGGACCAGGGCGAGCGCUUCCUCCAGCGAGCUCUUUGUGUUGUCUUUGUGAGCGUGGUGCCGAUCGGUGAGUAGGAGAUCCUAGAUUGCAAGCGCUAUGUCGUCGCGGCUGUGGGAGCUGGGCAAGAAAGCCAGCAUUGGGGGGCUUGUUGUGAUCUCGCUCCCGGUUCUUGUUCCAUCCGCGGUCGUUCUUGCGUUUGCUGGCGCUCUCCUCGCGGUGCCUGUUGGAUCGGCCGCUGUGGGGUUUCUUCUCCUCAAGAAGAUCCUCCAGGCUCCCAAACACUACCUCGAGUGGUCGCCUGGGAGCUCCGAGGAAUGCCAGGGGUCUGUCCGGGAUGAUGGGGAGGCCGAGAAAGAGGAUCAAGUUGGGGCUUCUUCGUCGGCUUGCUCGGAGAACCUAGAAGCCGGAUCGAAGAAAGAAGAUCGCCCAGAGCCAGCUGUUGGAGAGAUUUCUUGCGAGGAGGCUCCAGAGGAUCACGGCGAGCCGGGGAAAUCCUCCGAGGACUACAUUGUGGUGGAGAAGCCUCCCUCGGAGCCAAAGACUUCGGUGGAGCUCGAGGAAAAAGAGGAGGACGAUGAAGAUGGCAGCAAGAUCGAAAAGGCCGAAUCGCAGUGCAAAGGAUCUCCGGAUUUUUAUCAGUGCGUGGAAGUUGAGCUCGCGGACGAUGACGAUGGUGGCGCUACUGGAGCUAAAGCUCAUGACCACGAUGGCGAGCAAGACAAAGAGAGUGGCGUCAAGGUUGAUGCUGAUAAAGACAAGGAGGGCAGUGGCAGUAAGGAUCAGGGAGUGGGAUCGAGCGUUAUCCCGGAAGAUACAAACAAAAGAUCCAGUCCAGAAAAUCCCGAGGAAGAAUCUGGUGGAGCCAAGAAAAAGAUCGCGGCUGCUCCUGACAGUACCAAGGAAGUCCAUGCCGCUUCAGUGGAAAACGGUGGCUCCAGCGUCGAGGGACAGGAUCACAGCAAGGAGGAGCCGAGAUCUUCCGUGGACGAGUACGCUUCCAUGACCGAGGAUUUUCCAGAGGAGCCCAACGCAGUGAGCUCGGACGAAUCCGUCACCUCGGCACGAAACGCUGCCGCUGCCGCCGCCGCCGCCAAGCCCGAGCAGGUCCCGGAAAAGGAAAAGCGCGCUCGCCUUCGCAAGGAGAUUGUUGCGCUUAAAAAGUUGAUCGGCUACCGGGACGCCGCUGGUGGAUCCUUGGGCGUUCAAGUGGAGCGGCUCUACGGCUUCAUGGGCGUGGAGCUUCCAUCCGGGUGUAGCAGCGGCAGUGACUAUGGCAAGCUCUUGGAAGCUAUGAGCGCUCUCAAGGCGGUGGUGGGAGUCAAGUAAGUAUUAAGUAUAAACAAAGGUGAGAGCUUUCCAAGAGCUUAGAGCUUCUCUUUUUUGGUUUUUUUCCUUCGGGCAUAUAAGCUAGUUUCUUUCUCUCUGUUGAGAACUUUC
Selaginella moellendorffii is the source of this 1464-nucleotide messenger RNA. Its product is annotated as midasin. The record is from RefSeq and is a predicted model, not a curated record. The coding region runs from base 124 to 1353 and encodes 409 amino acids. Lineage: Eukaryota; Viridiplantae; Streptophyta; Lycopodiopsida; Selaginellales; Selaginellaceae. The transcript is spliced from 2 exons.